Molecule: messenger RNA, 2589 nt
Organism: Anastrepha obliqua
Lineage: Eukaryota; Metazoa; Arthropoda; Insecta; Diptera; Tephritidae
Product: calmodulin
Exons: 4
Coding region: 520-969 (149 amino acids)
Molecular function (GO): calcium ion binding; enzyme regulator activity
Source: RefSeq, a predicted model, not a curated record
UAAACGCACGCACUUAUUUAAAUAGCACGCGCAACGGAAGUGCUAUCUGGAAGAAAAUAAAAAAUAAAUAAAAAAAAAUAAUAUAUUCAUUGUGGCAUAUCAAAGAUAACAAAUUGUCGCCGCAUAGCCCUUGAACUCGCUGCUGCCGUUGCAAGCGUUGUGUGUGAGAAGAGUGCAGUGAUUAGGUGUGAGAGUGGCGGCGAAAAAGCUUUUGUAAACUAAAUCGUCAAGUUUGACGAAAAUUGUAAUUAGUAGUUUACUCUCAUAGCCGCUUUGACGUACUUCGAACAGUUGAUUUUCCAUAGCAACAUUUCCUCUACAGAUCUACGAAACAGAAAGCAUAAAAGCGUAUUUUUUAAAGAAUAUACACGAAGGCAAUUAAAUAAAAUACGCAUUAUAUUUUGAAACAUUUAUCGCUCGGUGUGUGCUUUUGCAAUACAUAGUUGCAUAUAGUAUAAAUUCAUAAAACACGGGAUUCGAUAAUUGAUAUUAUUUUUAUUUUUUAUAUUAUUUUUUACGAUGGCUGACCAACUGACAGAAGAACAAAUCGCUGAAUUCAAAGAGGCAUUCUCGCUCUUCGAUAAAGAUGGUGAUGGCACCAUCACGACAAAAGAAUUGGGCACAGUGAUGCGAUCACUGGGACAGAAUCCAACAGAAGCCGAACUGCAAGACAUGAUAAAUGAAGUCGAUGCUGACGGCAAUGGCACCAUAGACUUCCCCGAGUUCUUGACAAUGAUGGCACGCAAAAUGAAGGAUACCGAUAGUGAAGAAGAGAUCCGAGAAGCCUUUAGAGUAUUCGAUAAGGACGGCAAUGGCUUCAUUUCAGCGGCUGAAUUGCGUCACGUCAUGACAAACUUGGGUGAAAAGUUAACAGAUGAGGAAGUGGAUGAAAUGAUCCGGGAGGCUGAUAUCGAUGGUGACGGUCAGGUCAAUUAUGAAGAAUUCGUGACUAUGAUGACAUCGAAGUGAGCAGAUAAAUUACUUGUUUUUAAGCCUUUCUAUGUUUUUAAGAUGUUGACGAAGACUGUAGCUGUGCGCCACAACAUCGCGCCACGCUGUUGCUAUGGAAACCGUUGAAAAGAAUAUAUAUAAAUCUUGAGAAAAAAGGAGAGAAUUAAAUUUAUAAAUAAACCUUUAAAAAAGAAAAAAGAAAUAUUAUAAUAAAUUACACUUUAAUAUUUAAAAUAAAGAUAAAAAAUAAAACUUACAACUCAAUGUAAUAAUGAUGAUAAAGACAUACAUAUGUACACCAAAAUACACAUAAACACACACACUCCCUCACUCCCACCCGUUCAUACACACAAAAGCAUACGCAACAAACGCAAACGCUAAGCAGCGAUACAUUUCCCAUAUGAUCACAUAACACCACCACAAACAACAACAUCAACAACAACUAGUAUAUUUAUUGUGUGCGUUUAGGCGCAAGUUCCAUUUGUAACAAAUGGUCCUCCUUGUAGAACGCGUGGCAGUGCCGCAAUCGUAUACUAAUUGUAGAAAUUGUGUUGGGAAAAAUGCAAAGCAAAAACAAAAUACUGAUGGCCGUUGAUUAUUCCACAAGAAUAUAUGACACCAUUAUGAGAUACAUACAUAGAUACAUAUACAUGUAAGUCAAAUAAUGGACACCAUAGCAUCAUACCAACACAAAAAAGAGAACACAAAUGCAUUGAGAAUUUGAAAAGCAUGCGAUAAAAAAAAAAAGUAAUGCAAAAGCAAAGAAAACUUUCAAUGGUAUAAAAAUAUGCAAAAGAGAUUAUAAUAAACAUAUAUUCCAGUAAUGACACACAAGCAAAGCAAGAAAAAGAAAACAAAAGCAAAAAAACAUACGCAAAUGCAAAUGCAACAACAAGAAACAAAAGCAAAAUAAGCAACAGUUAAUAAACACAUACGUACAUAUAUAUAAAUUACAAAAACAAAAAGCAAAAGUAAAAGUAAAAUAUAAACUUAUUAGCUAUGGAUAAGUAAUGUAAAAUCGAUCAAUCAACCGCAACAAUGACAGGCGAACAAAACCGAACAAAUACAAAAACAAAAACAAACAUUACCUACUACAACCAAACCAUACAGCAACAAACAUUCAACCGUAACAACAAAAAUAAUAUAACACAUACUUAUAACAAAAAAGAGUCUUAUUAAAUUGUAUUUAAAGUUAAAUAUGAAAAUGAAAGGAAGCUAUUAAAUUAGCAAAUGGAUUGAAUGAUGGAUGUAGGCACAGGCACAGGCAGAGGCACAGUGCAGAAAAAUAUUUCGAUGUGUUUGUAGAGCAGCAUAAGCGGCAUUGAAGCAACAAUGAGUAGAAAGUAGAGAGACACAGUAGACAACAAAAGCAACAUACCAAAACACAAACAAAAAUAAAAACACUUGAACUGCAUUGUAAACUAAAACAACAACAAACAACAACAGCUUAUGGCAAAUAUUUUGAAAAUCGGCAAAUUGUCGCCUCUGCAGAAAACGAAAGUAUGCAUACAAAAUACAAAAUACAAAAACAACCAACAGCAAACCACAAAAUAAAGAAAUGCAAGUAAAGCGACAAAUGAGCAGCUAGCAGGAAAUUUAUGGAAAAUUUAAUAAAAUAUGUAAAAACAAAAACUGAAA